Molecule: messenger RNA, 1081 nt
Organism: Colletotrichum destructivum
Lineage: Eukaryota; Fungi; Ascomycota; Sordariomycetes; Glomerellales; Glomerellaceae
Exons: 2
Coding region: 15-1049 (344 amino acids)
Molecular function (GO): transmembrane monodehydroascorbate reductase activity; heme binding
Source: RefSeq, a predicted model, not a curated record
AGCUCUCGUCAUCGAUGCCGCCAUCGAUGACCUCUACCAGAAUGCCGCCCUCUCUUUUCCCCUUGCCUCCCCAACCCGAAGCGCCGCUGCCCACGGCAGAGAAAGAGAGUGCAAAAAAAAUAAAAUCAAUUGCAACCACACUUAACAUAGCCCAUCGUGCUCUCUACCUUGGUUGGCAUCGAGACACACCCUCUACUAGCCAUUGUCCCCUUGAACAACGACAUCGGAACAGUCGCAUUCUCCGUCACCUAGAUAGAACGAAGCAACCUCCCCGACGACCAUCGGCCACAAUGUCUUCUGCGACAGGACUUCCCGAACCCCCUCCUUCCCAGGACCGGGAACGGGACAGCGACCAGAAUGAGUUGGAGCCCUUGCUCGGUCGACCCGGCGAUGCCCAGCAGCCACCCGGCCAGUUCAUCGCAAAGAACCUCGUCCUCGGCACCGGCAUCAUCGCCCAGUUUGGCGCCGUCAUCUUCGUCGCCAUGAUUUGGGCCGCGGUCCUCACAAAGGACGUGAUCCUUUUCUCGGGCCACCCUCUCGCCCAGAGCCUUGCCAUUUUCACACUCACCCAGUCUAUUCUCUCCCUGCAACCGACACACACUCCCGACCAGAAGCGUGUUGGCCAGCGCGUUCACGCGAUCCUAAACUUGCUGGCGUUUCUCUUUCUCGUUACCGGCAUCACCAUUAUUGAGUAUAACAAGUUCCGUCAGGGCCCUGGCUCCCACUUCCACUCCGUCCAUGGCUACCUUGGCGUCAUCGUCUCCGUCAUCCUGCUACUGCAGUAUAUCAUUGGCUUCACCAUGUGGGCCACCCCCAAGCUUUACGGCGGCGAGGACAAGGCCAAAUCCAUUUGGAAGUACCACCGCUGGAGUGGUUAUGUCGUCCUUGUCUUAUUGCUGGUGACCGUCGCGACCGCUGUCGACACGCCCUUCAACGAGAACGUGCUGAAGUUAAAGCUCUGGGCAGUCAUCAUCACUGCCCUCAUGAUUCUUGUUGGGAUUGUCCCACGGGUACAGAAGCAGAAGCUUGGCAUUUUGUCUCAGACUUGACGGCACGUGGAUCGCUAGAAGUUGCAUCGUGG